CGUUGGCGUUGUUCAUGAAGUUUAGUAUUUCAGUAUGUGUUAGUAAUCCGUGAUUAUAGUCAAGUGUGUGGAGGUUAUUUGUUAUGUGUUUGAUAAUGAAAUUUCUGAGUGUCUUAAUUGCGGAUUGUGUUUCUUAUUUAUCUGAAGUGGAGGUCGUUUGCGUGGUUUCAUUUUACAUGAAGUGAAAUUUUUAAACAGUUUCAUGUCUGGCACCGAGUUUGCUGUUUCGGGACCCAAUUGUAACCGUUGUAACAUACACUGAAGUUAAUGUGUACUGUCACAUUGUUACGAGCAAUUUUUUAUCAUAGACCGAAAGGAAAGAGUCAGUUUCAUUUUAACAAUGCUCGUAUUUUACGUGGUAAUAAAGUAGGUUAUGACGAAGAGGUAAUUAAAAUGAAAAUACUAAAUGUAGCAGAAAAAAAUGAUGCAGCCAAGAAUUUAGCGGGUUUUCUCUCUGGUGGAAACUUUAAGCGGAGAGAAGGGCUGUCCAGGUUUAAUAAAAUCUAUGAGUUUGAGUGUAAUGUCUUCAAUCAGAGAUGUCAGAUGAUCAUGACAUCUGUUUCUGGACAUCUAUUAGGAUUAGAGUUUGUUGGAAAUUAUAGAAACUGGCGAGCAUGUAGUCCUUUGGCUCUGUUUGAUGCUCCUGUACAGAAGUAUUGUCCACAGGAUUACCAGCAGAUUAAGUGCACACUAGAACAGGAAGUUCGACAGUGUGGGUUGCUCAUCAUUUGGACUGACUGUGACAGGGAAGGUGAAAAUAUUGGAUUUGAAAUAAUCCAAGUUUGUCAUGCAGUUAAACAAAAUCUUAGAGUGUAUAGAGCAAAAUUUUCAGAGAUCACAGCUCAGUCUGUACAGCGAGCACUCCAAACACUUGCUGAGCCAAACAGAAACAUCAGUAAUGCUGUUGAUGUGAGACAGGAGCUAGAUCUGAGGAUAGGUGCAGCUUUCACCAGGUUUCAAACCCUAAGACUGCAGAAAGUGUUCCCACAGAAGCUGAGUGAUUCACUCAUUAGCUAUGGUAGCUGCCAGUUCCCCACUUUAGGCUUUGUUGUAGAACGUUUCAAUGCAAUAAAUAACUUCAUUCCUGAACAAUUCUGGAAAAUAAAAGUGACACAUAGAAUCGAUGAUCUGUCUGUUGAUUUCCGAUGGAAACGAGUUCACCUGUUUGAGCAACUGAGUUGUCAGGUUUUGUAUGAUAAAUGUAGGGAGCAACCCUUAGCCAAAAUAGAAAAUGUCCUAAGCAAACCAAAGAGCAAGUGGAGACCGCUUCCUCUCGAUACUGUGGAAAUGGAGAAACUUGGAUCCAGAAAACUGAAAAUGAAUGCCAAAGAAGUAAUGAGGAUAGCAGAGAAAUUAUACACUCAGGGAUUCAUCAGUUAUCCUCGUACAGAAACUAACAUUUUCCCAAAGGAGCUGAACCUGCGUAACCUGAUUGAGUUGCAGGCACAGGAUCCUAACUGGGGAGAAUUUGCAAGUCGUAUCCUGCAGCAAGGUCCGAAUCCUAGAGCAGGCAAGAAGUCAGACCAAGCUCAUCCACCUAUUCAUCCUACAAAGCAUACUACAUCUUUACAAGGAAAUGAGAAAGAAGUGUAUGAAUUUGUGACACGACACUUUCUUGCAUGCUGUUCAAAAGAUGCCGAAGGACUGGAAACGAUUGUUGAUAUAGAUAUUGCUGGUGAAAAGUUCGUAGCAAAUGGUUUGAUGAUUAUUGCACGUAACUAUUUGGAAGUAUACCCAUAUGAGAAAUGGAAUGCUAAGGAGAUUCAUAUAUAUGAAUCUGGACAGACAUUUGAGCCAACAAGUAUUGAGAUGACAGAUGGAGAGACAGCUGCACCCCAUUUACUGACUGAAGCAGAUCUCAUUGCUCUAAUGGAGAAACAUGGCAUUGGAACGGAUGCUACCCAUGCUGAACAUAUCGAAACCAUUAAAAGUCGUAUGUACGUGGGGUUACAAGAUGGCUCUCAUUUUGUUCCUGGUGAGCUGGGAAUGGGUUUAGUGGAGGGCUAUGACAGCAUGGGCUUUCCCAUGUCUAAACCAAAUCUGCGGGCUGAGCUUGAAGCUGAUCUCAAGAGGAUCUGUGAUGGAGUCAAGGAUCCAAAACUUGUUCUUGCAGAGCAACUUGCCAAGUACAAAGAAGUAUUCCGAAUGGCUUUGCAACAGGCAGAGAAAAUUGAUGAGGCCUUAGGUCGCUAUUUGCAAGAAACAGCCCAAGAAGUUCCACCAAUUCAGACUGAAGAACAAGCUGUCAAUCAAACUGUGCUCAAGUGUCCUUCUUGUGGAAUGGACAUGAUUCUGCGGAACAGGCGAGAAGGCAUGGGAAAGUUCAUCACUUGCAUGGGAUACCCAAACUGCCGGAAUGCCGUUUGGUUCCUAGGCAUUGUUGAAGAUGUGGAGCUCAGUGGCGAGUCCUGCAGUGAGUGUGGACCACAUGUACAGAAACUGAAAUUUAAGUUCCGGCGUGGCUCUUUGGUUCCAUAUUACCCUGACCAUUAUACUGGGUGUGUGGGUGGUUGUGACCCUCAUUUCCUUGAAUGUUUGGGCGUCAGAUUGAGCUCUGUGAGAUCUGUUCAAGGUACACAAGCUGACAGUGGAUUGGGAAGCCUGGAUCAUAGUAAUGGGUCCAGAAACUGCAGUAGUUCUGUCUCAUCUGUUACUCCCUUGCAAACCAGACAGCUGGGAAGUGAUACUAUGAGGAGACAUGGACAUGGAAGGGGCAGUACUCAUGGAACUGGCAGCGUUUAUGGAGGAGCAACACCAGCUUGGAACAUAAAUUCUUCACAGCAUAAUGAGGUUUCAGUUCAGACCUAUAACUGGAACAGUGGAAGUAGAGCAUCUGCUGGAUCAGGGGCUAUCAGAACACCAGGUGUAUUGGAGAAUGGCAACCAGCAUGAUAAUGCAAUUGUAUGCAACUGCAACGUGGAUGCUCUUCUCUUGACUGUGAGAAAAGAGGGGCCUAAUAAAGGUCGCCAGUUCUACAAAUGUGGGAAACCCCAGGGACAAGGCUGUAACUACUUCAUGUGGGUAGAUGAUGAAAACAAUCCAUCUCUCCUCGGCCCAGGAUUUGACAACGGUGGCAGCAGUACUAAUACAGCAACCGCCAGCAACACUUUCUCACGCCCUUCAUGGGGAAUGCAUGCUACAAAUCAAACUGGCAGUGGCUGUGAUGAAGUGAUAUGUCAGUGUGGAUUGCCAGCUAAAAGGUUAACUGUGCAGAAAGAUAACCCAAAUAAAGGACGUCAGUUUUAUACGUGUCCAAAACCACAACACGAAUGUUGUAAUUUCUUCAAAUGGGCAGAUGAUACCAGUCCAGGUGGUGAUGGAAGAUUGAAUGGAAGUACUUGGGGUUCAGCAUCUAGAGGACAGGGUGCUGGAUGCAAGGGGACCAAGCGGCCAGGGCCAACUUCUUCAGACCCUCCUAGGAAGAGGAAGUGUGGUAUAUGCAAACAGGAAGGUCACAACAGGACAAACUGCCCAAACAAAUAGAACUGAUGACAAAUAUGCUCUAUGGAAAAUAAUUUUAUAGCUAUCAGAAUAUUUUUAUAAUAAGGCAUGGAAAAAAGACAGAGAGCAAGCACAUGUCUGUAUGAAUAUGUAUUUGUACUUGUGAGUCAUACACUGGCUUCUGUACAUCCUGUCAGAAGGAAGUAUUAGAACUGAUGAAUGAACGAAAGCUGUUAUAUUUGUCAGAAUGUUUGCAGAAAACUCAUAAAGGUGUCAGUGGAAUAUUAAAACCAGUAUGGCUAGGAAGUCAGUUGCAGUUGAGAGUCAUGAGUUAGUUUGGAGAUGGUAGCUAGCUAGCAAGAGCAUGAGCAUGGAAGCAGAAGAAUCUCCAUUGUUGGGAGCCAUUACCUAGCAACAACUAC
This is a messenger RNA of Cryptotermes secundus, 3863 nucleotides long. RefSeq names its product DNA topoisomerase 3-alpha (gene Top3alpha). Gene Ontology annotation, molecular function: zinc ion binding; DNA topoisomerase type I (single strand cut, ATP-independent) activity; DNA binding. The coding region runs from base 268 to 3483 and encodes 1071 amino acids. The record is from RefSeq and is a predicted model, not a curated record. Lineage: Eukaryota; Metazoa; Arthropoda; Insecta; Blattodea; Kalotermitidae. Gene Ontology annotation, cellular component: chromosome; nucleus. The transcript is spliced from 20 exons. Gene Ontology annotation, biological process: DNA topological change.